AUGCCGACUGACAUAAUCGAAAAUCGAAAGUUUUCUAUGAAUAUUUUAGGUGUAUCAUUAUUAAAUGUUGAACGUCUUAAUUUACUUCGUUUGGCACCGGGUGGCCAUGUUGGUCGAUUUGUUAUUUGGACUGAAUCAGCAUUCAAAAAACUCGAUGCUCUCUAUGGUACAUGGAGCAAAAAAUCUCAACUCAAGGUUGAUUUCAAUCUUCCACAACCAAUGAUGACAAAUAGUGACUUAGGACGAUUACUUAAAGCAUUCGAAAUUCAAAGUGUACUUCGUGCACCAAUUAAACGUCAAGCACGUCGUAAAGUUAAGAAGAAUCCAUUGAAGAGUAUUAGUUUAAUGUCACGACUUAAUCCAUAUUCAACUGUACAAAAACGUAAAACACUUUUAACACAACUUAAAGGACGACGAACAGGUACAACAGCUGAAUCAAAGGCUGCAGCUCGUAAACAACGUACACAUGCAUCAUUAAAAGCAAAACGAUUAUCAGGUGUGAACGUAGUUAAAACAACAAAAACACAAAAGGUUGGAAAUGCUACAACAACGAAAACAAAAACAACUGUAGCAACAAAAUCUUCGUAA
Rotaria sp. Silwood2 is the source of this 588-nucleotide messenger RNA. The record is from the annotation of a GenBank genome assembly. NCBI's taxonomy places the organism in Eukaryota, Metazoa, Rotifera, Eurotatoria, Philodinida, Philodinidae.